AUGGAGUAUAAAACUAUAAAUGUCCGCGUGGGAUUGUGCUGUCACGACGAUGGCAUUGACAAGUCUGCGUUUGAUGGACUGCAACCCAACUACUACCACUUCAGCUGCUUCUUCAAGACGGGCAGCCGGCCGAGCAGCACCACAGACAUCGAAGGCUUUGAACUUCUUCGCCUCGAGGACCAGAAGAAGAUCAAAGACAAGCUGGCCAAGGCGGCUGCAGGCGGCAGUGGUGAUGCCAGCAGCGACAACGCAGACUUGACCAUGGAAUACGCCAAGAGCUCCAGGGCUGCGUGUCGCAAGUGCGAGGAGAAGAUCAACAAGGGAGAACUUCGCCUCGGUGUUCUCAUGGACCCGCCAGCAGAGGCGAGCUUUCGCGGGAAAGUGCCGUGGUGGUACCACCGCCGCUGCUUCAUCGGCGCCCUCUCUGCCCACAAGGACAUCGCCCUCGCCUCCCUCGCACCAGAGCAGUUCAAGAACCACAAACGCAUCAGCGCUGACGACCUUGCCGACGUGCGCUCGCUCUUCGACGCUGCACGCAAGGCGGCAGGCGUGAAGGCAGCAUCCGCCCCCGCCAGCAGCGUUGGCAAGGGGAAGGGAAAGAAGGGAGGAAAGCGUUCGGCGUCCUCUGCGAAGAAGGAGGCGGAGGAUGAGGAUGAGGAGGCACCACCACCAAGCAAGACAGCAAAGGGGCGGGGACGAAAGACUGCACAGACGAGAGGCAAGGCAACAGCGACACGUGUGAAAGAGGAAGCAGAGAAAGAAGAUGAAGAAGAAGAGGAUGGUGCUGAGAGCGAAGAAGAGCGCAAGUUUCAGCAGCAAGUGAAACUCAUUUGGAAACACAAGGAUAACUUGUCCGCGCUGUCCACGACGGCAAUCAAGGAUGCGCUGAUGGAGAAUGAUCGCCCAACCCAUGGAGGAAGGCAAAAGCUGCUGGAUCGGCUUGUGGACGGGCUGCUGUUUGGACAGCUGCAGCCCUGCAGCAAGUGCGGCGAGAACAGAUGGAAGUACACGUCCAGCGGCUACGAGUGCCGCGGACACAUCAGCGAGUGGGAACCGUGCACUGUUGUCACCCGCGACCCGCCACGCUCGCCAUGGAUUGUCACGGAGGAGAUUCGCGAUUUGGACGCAUAUGAAAAGUUCAAGUUCAAGAAAAACAAGCGGCUGUUUCAUCCUGCACACGUGCGCGCACGAGAGGAGGCCACGACGAAGGCGGCGGCCAUGGAUGACGAUGAUGGUGACGAUGACGGCAAUGAUGACGGUGGUGCUGAUGACGAACAAGACACGGGCCCACUGUCGGGCCUCUUCAUCGCCAUUGCCGGUCGUCUGUCGCAAUCGCAACCCGCCAUCAAGAAACGCAUCACGGCGCUCGGUGGCAACGUGCACACGGGCGCUGUUGGCAGCGUCGUCACGUGUGUUCUCUCGUCCGAUGCCGAGGUGGAGAAGGAGACGAACAAGAAGAUCAAGGAUGCAAUUAACUUUGGUGUUCCAAUUGUUUCUCUGGACUUUCUCGACGACUGCGAGAAGCAACACAAGUGUGCACUGCUUGAACCGCAUGUCAUCAAGUGCACGUCCACCAUCAUCGAACCGAGCAAGGAGAAGGAGCACGUGUCACGGCUGAAGAAGAAACACCGCGCCAAGAGCGGCGGCGCCAUGAUGGACAUGACCCUGGAUACCGAGCAGAAGAAAACCGUCGUGGUGAAGGGUCGCGCUGCUGUAGAGGAUCCUGAUCUCGCACUCACGCACCACGUCCUCGAAGAAGGCAAGCGCGUUUGGAAUGCGUCCCUCGCCCGCACCGAUCUCAAGCGCAACACGAACACCUACUACAAGAUCCAGGUCCUGGUCCCGGAUGCUGGCGGUCCGCGUGCGCGUGCGUGUCUGUAUCGCGCAUGGGGGCGACUCGGCACAACACAGGGCGGCACACGCAUCGAACACAUGUCCGUUUCUGCAGCCAAGAGCGAAUUCCAGCGACACUUCUCAGAGAAGACGGGUGGAAACGAUUUUCUGUCCGGAAAAUACUUCAAAGUUCCCAAUGCGCUCUAUCCUCUCGACAUCACUUACGACGACGUCGCAACAUCGACGGUGGCAAAGGGCUCCAAAACAUCGCUCGCCCGGCCCGUCGCCGAACUCAUUGAACUCAUCUUCGACGUUUCGCGCAUGAAGUCCACAAUGAAGGAGUUGGAAGUCGACUUGACUCGGAUGCCGCUGGGGAAGCUGUCGCGCUCGCAGUUGAAUGCGGCAAUGGAGGUGCUGACGGAACUGCAGAACAUCAUCCAGGACACCGCCCUCUCCACAGACGACAAGCGGGGACGCCUUCUUGGAUGCAGCAACAAGUUUUACACAUACAUCCCGCAUGACUUUGGCUUCAAGUCGCCGCCGCCCAUCAGCACGGAGAAGAUGAUCAAGGACAAAGUGCAGAUGGUGGAGGACCUCAUGAACCUCGAAGUCGCCUCACGCAUCCUAGAGGACACGGCGGGGACGGCUGGUGAGGACCCACUGGAUGUGUACUAUCGGAAGCUGAAGACCGACAUCACCGCCGUCGACAAGGACAGCGAGGAGUUCAAGAUGCUCAAGACAUAUGUGAAGAACACACACGCGAAGACGCAUCGCCAGUAUGACCUCGAAGUCGUUGAGGCGUUCAAGAUUGGUCGUCACGGUGAAGCAGAGCGCUAUGAGAAGAAAUACGGGUCUCUCCACAACAAGCGCUUGCUUUGGCAUGGGUCUCGCCUCACCAACUACGUCGGCAUUCUCUCCGAGGGCCUGCGCAUCGCCCCGCCCAGCGCUCCCGUCACGGGUUACAUGUUUGGCAAAGGCAUUUAUCUCGCCGACAUGGUGUCUAAGUCCGCCAACUACUGCUUCUGCACCUCCGCCAACAACACGGGCCUUGUGCUGCUGUGUGAAGCGGCGCUGGGAAACAUGUAUGAGCGGAAGCACGCUGAGUUUGUGAAGAAACUGCCGAAAGGAAAGCACUCCACGUUUGGCAUGGGAAAGACGCGGCCGGAUCCCAAGCAGACAAUCACAAUCGACGGCGGUGUGCAAGUGCCUCUGGGCGUUGGAAAACCAAGCGGAGUCGCCAACACCAGCCUCCUCUACAACGAAUUCAUUGUGUACGACGUGUCGCAGGUGCACAUGCGCUAUCUCCUCCGGCUCGACUUCAAGUUCAAGAGCGGCCGCUGAUAAGUAGCAGCAACAACAACAACAACAACAACAACAA
Molecule: messenger RNA, 3211 nt
Organism: Salpingoeca rosetta
Lineage: Eukaryota; Choanoflagellata; Craspedida; Salpingoecidae
Exons: 32
Coding region: 1-3174 (1057 amino acids)
Cellular component (GO): nucleus
Molecular function (GO): NAD+ poly-ADP-ribosyltransferase activity; NAD binding; zinc ion binding
Source: RefSeq, a predicted model, not a curated record